GCCUUCACCACGCCCUCGUCGCCGGCCCAUGAUAACUCGCCUCCCCCAGCCUCCUCUUUCUUUGCUUCGACUUACUUUUCUUACCUCUCUUAUUUCUCCAAAGCCUUCUUUCGCACUCUCGUGUAUAUCCUAUCCGGAGCUGGAAUUUCUUCCACGAAUCCCUGUUUCUGCGCGAAUCGCAUCCUUUCGAGGACUUUGCUUCCAAACUUGCGCUCGCCAAUCAGCGUGACUCCGCACGCAUUGGAUAAUCGGGUGACGAAGGCACCACCGCCUGUGCCCGUUUGCGAGGCCCUCGCCGUCACAGAGUCGACCACCACCUACAAAGUCAGUGUGUGAUCUAGUACACCGCUGCGAGACAAGAUGCUCGGAGGGCUGCUCUUUUGCUUCUGGAGAUUCGUGGAGAUUGUCACAUUAAUUCCUGUCAUUGGCAUGCUGGCAUGGUUCGUCGACGGCUUCGAUGACAACAACCAAUUGACUCCGUCCUUCAUCCUGACGUUGUUCAUUGUCUCGGUCCUGGCCUGCGCUUGGGCCCUGGUGACCCUCCUCCGUCUCGGCUCAACCCGUCGGUCUGCCCUCUUCGUCGCAUUCGUCGAUCUUUGCUUCGUGGGCGCUUUCAUCGCCGCCGAUGUCGAACUCAGAGGCAUCGACGACGCCGACUGCUCCAACUUCACGUCCGGGUCCAUCUUCAUCAACCUCGGUCCCUUUGGCUACUACGGACGGAAUAGCGGUUCGUCAUGGGCGUUACAUCUCAACAAGAAUUGCUCGAUGCUGAAGGCCUCCUGGGCCUUGGGCAUCAUGAAUACCAUCCUCUUCUUCUUCACUUUCGUCCUGGCUCUCUUCCUCCACCGGCACGAGAGGGUGGUCGUCACAAAGGAGGUCAGGCGAUCGCGCCACAGCAGCCGACGAGGGCACUCUCGUUCUGGAUCGAGAAGGAGCAGCAGCCGCCACCGAUACGUCGUUUGAGGGCAAUAGACAGGUUCCAACUCUUGUGCAACUGAUAACGAUCGACGCGAGUCACAGAAGAGGUGGACUGACUCCAAAACUAAAACUCACGAAUCUCCUUCUUUAUUUUGCUGCCAAUAUAGGCCGGAGGGGACUCGGCCGCUUGGGUUAUUUCGAUGUAUUAGCGAUGCAGCGGGCUGGUUUUGCGGGCGGAUCGCUUGGAUGCUCAGACGACGCUAUUCGCGAGGGUAUUGAUGACGGCGGCAAUGAGGCAGCGGAAGGGGGCCAGGAAAGUGCACAGCAUUUCUCUCUCGCGAGGCGGAAAUAGUUAACAAUAAGAAAGAGAAUUUAAAAUUAAGGAACUUCGCCAUGUUGGAUGUUUGCACCCUAUAUCGUCAGUGAGCCCUGUGUACCGAGUGCUCCGUA
Molecule: messenger RNA, 1368 nt
Organism: Cladophialophora immunda
Lineage: Eukaryota; Fungi; Ascomycota; Eurotiomycetes; Chaetothyriales; Herpotrichiellaceae
Exons: 2
Coding region: 361-963 (200 amino acids)
Source: RefSeq, a predicted model, not a curated record